GGCGGGGGGCUCGGGCGGGUCCCUCCUCCCCGGCGCCCGGGGCCUCGCGGGGGGCGGGAGGGGACUGUCCCAUAUAAGCCCCGGCGCUCUGGGCUCGGCCGCCCGCGCCCGCUGUGCUGUACAGGGGGAGGAGAGGGAGCCCCAGGCGCGAGCGGGAAGCGGGGACCUGCAGCCACAACUUCUGUCGUCUUCUCCAUCCCCUCUGUCCCUCUACCCGUCCCCUUCCCCACCCUCUGGCCCCCACCUUCGAGGAGGCGUCAACCCCCGGGAGGCAUUGCAAGGGACUUUUCCCGCAGGUUGCGAAGGGAACCAAACUUGGUGGCAACUUGCUUCCUGGUGAGGGCGUCUCUCCCCCCACCGUCUCAAGAUGCUCAGGGGUCCGGGACCCGGGCUGCUGCUGCUGGCCGUCCUGUGCCUGGGGACAGCGGUGCCCUCCGCUGGAGCCUCGAAGAGCAAGAGGCAGGCUCAGCAGAUCGUUGAGCCCCAGGUCCCAGUGGCUGUCAGUCAAAGCAAGCCUGGUUGUUAUGACAAUGGGAAACACUAUCAGAUAAAUCAACAAUGGGAACGCACCUACCUAGGCAAUGCCUUGGUUUGUACCUGUUAUGGAGGGAGCAGAGGUUUUAACUGCGAGAGCAAACCUGAACCUGAAGAGACUUGCUUUGACAAGUACACCGGAAACACUUACCGAGUGGGUGACACUUAUGAGCGCCCUAAAGACUCCAUGAUCUGGGACUGUACCUGCAUUGGGGCUGGGCGAGGGAGAAUAAGCUGCACCAUUGCAAACCGCUGCCAUGAAGGAGGUCAGUCCUACAAGAUCGGUGACACCUGGAGGAGACCACAUGAGACUGGUGGUUACAUGUUGGAGUGUGUGUGCCUUGGUAAUGGAAAAGGAGAGUGGACCUGCAAGCCCAUAGCUGAGAAGUGUUUCGAUCAUGCUGCUGGGACUUCCUACGUUGUUGGGGAAACCUGGGAGAAGCCUUAUCAAGGCUGGAUGAUGGUGGAUUGCACUUGCCUGGGAGAAGGCAGCGGACGCAUCACUUGUACCUCUAGAAACAGAUGUAACGAUCAGGACACGAGGACAUCCUACAGAAUUGGAGACACCUGGAGCAAGAAGGAUAACCGAGGAAACCUGCUCCAGUGCAUCUGCACGGGCAACGGCAGAGGGGAGUGGAAGUGCGAGCGGCACGCCUCUCUGCAGACCACGGCCACCGGGGGAGAAAAACUAGGUAUAGCUCGAAGAGAUAAAACUGAGAUUUAUGUUUCGUAUGUUGCCCUUGGUCCCCCCCGCCAAGUCCGUCUUUCAAAUAUGUCCAUCCUUCAGGUGGUGCGCAUUGCACUCCUUUCUACCCGUGAUCGUUUAUCAAGCGCACUUCUCUUCUGUCUCCAUACAGCCCACGAGGAAAUCUGCACAACCAACGAAGGGGUCAUGUAUCGCAUUGGAGAUCAGUGGGAUAAACAGCAUGACAUGGGCCACAUGAUGAGGUGCACAUGUGUUGGGAAUGGUCGUGGGGAGUGGACGUGUGUUGCCUACUCCCAGCUCCGAGAUCAGUGCAUUGUUGACGACAUCACUUACAACGUGAACGACACGUUCCACAAGCGUCACGAAGAGGGACACAUGCUGAACUGCACAUGCUUCGGUCAGGGUCGGGGCAGAUGGAAGUGCGAUCCCGUCGACCAAUGCCAGGAUUCAGAGACCCGGACGUUUUAUCAAAUUGGAGACUCGUGGGAGAAGUAUGUGCAUGGAGUCAGAUACCAGUGCUACUGCUAUGGCCGUGGCAUUGGGGAGUGGCAUUGCCAGCCUUUGCAGACCUAUCCAGGCACAACUGGUCCUGUCCAAGUAAUUAUCACUGAGACCCCCAGUCAGCCCAACUCUCACCCCAUCCAGUGGAAUGCACCGGAACCAUCUCACAUUACCAAGUACAUUCUAAGGUGGAGACCCAAAAAUUCUGUAGGUGGUUGGAAGGAAGCCACCAUUCCAGGCCACUUAAACUCCUACACCAUCAAAGGCCUGAAGCCAGGUAUGAUCUAUGAGGGGCAGCUGAUCAGCAUCCAGCAGUACGGCCACAAAGAAGUGACCCGCUUUGACUUCACCACCACCAGCACACCCGUGACCAGCAACACCGUGACAGGAGAGACAACUCCCCUUUCUCCCUUUGUGGCCACUUCUGAAUCUGUGACCGAAAUCACAGCCAGCAGCUUUGUGGUCUCGUGGGUCUCAGCUUCCGACACCGUGUCAGGAUUCCGGGUGGAAUAUGAGCUGAGUGAGGAGGGAGAUGAACCACAGUACCUCGAUCUUCCAAGCACAGCCACUUCUGUGAACAUCCCUGACCUGCUUCCUGGCCGAAAAUACAUUGUAAAUGUCUAUCAGAUAUCCCAAGAAGGGGAGCAGAGUUUGAUCCUGUCGACUUCCCAGACAACAGCACCCGACGCUCCUCCUGACCCUACCGUGGACCAAGUUGAUGACACCUCGAUUGUUGUUCGCUGGAGCAAGCCCCAGGCCCCCAUCACAGGAUAUAGAAUCGUCUAUUCACCGUCAGUAGAAGGCAGCAGCACAGAACUCAACCUUCCCGAAACCGCCAGCUCCGUUACGCUCAGUGACUUGCAACCUGGCGUUCAGUAUAACAUCACUAUCUAUGCUGUAGAAGAAAAUCAAGAAAGUACUCCAGUUUUCAUCCAGCAGGAAACCACUGGCGUCCCACGUGCAGAUAAAGUGCCCCCUCCCAGGGACCUGCAGUUUGUGGAAGUGACGGAUGUGAAGGUCACCAUCAUGUGGACACCCCCAGAGAGUGCGGUGACUGGCUAUCGUGUGGAUGUGAUCCCCGUCAACCUGCCUGGGGAGCACGGGCAGAGGCUGCCCGUCAGCAGGAACACCUUUGCGGAAGUCACCGGGCUGUCCCCCGGGGUCACCUACUACUUCAAAGUCUUUGCCGUGAACCAGGGGAGGGAGAGCAAGCCUCUGACUGCGGAACAGACAACCAAACUGGAUGCUCCCAGUAACCUCCAGUUUAUCAAUGAAACGGACACUAGUGUCCUGGUGAUAUGGACUCCUCCUCGGGCCCGGAUAGCAGGGUACCAACUGACCGUGGGCCCUACCCGAGGAGGCCAUCCCAAGCAAUACAAUGUGGGACCCUCUGCUUCGAAGUACCCAGUGAGGAACCUGCAGCCCGCGUCUGAGUACACCGUGACCCUCGUCGCUGUAAAGGGCAACCAACAGAGCCCCAAAAUCACUGGAGUCUUCACCACUCUGCAGCCUCAGAGCUCCAUCCCUCCUUACAACACCGAGGUGACUGAGACAACCAUUGUGAUCACAUGGACCCCUGCUCCAAGGAUUGGUUUUAAGCUGGGUGUACGACCAAGCCAGGGAGGGGAAGCACCGAGAGAAGUGACUUCAGACUCGGGAAGCAUCGUUGUGUCUGGCUUGACUCCAGGCGUGGAAUAUGUCUACACCAUCCAAGUCCUGAGAGACGGGCAAGAAAGAGAGCCACCAAUUGUAAACAGAGUGGUCACACCAUUGUCUCCACCAACAAACUUGCACCUGGAUGCAAACCCUGACACUGGAGUGCUUACGGUUUCCUGGGAGAGGAGCACCACCCCAGACAUUACUGGCUAUAGAAUUACCACAACCCCUACAAACGGUCAGCAGGGAUAUUCGUUGGAAGAAGUGGUCCACGCCGAUCAGAAUUCCUGCACUUUUGAAAACCUGAGUCCUGGCCUGGAGUACAAUGUCAGUGUUUACACUGUCAAAGAUGACAAGGAAAGUGUCCCUAUCUCUGAUACCAUCAUCCCAGAGGUGCCCCAACUCACUGACCUAAGCUUUGUUGAUAUAACUGAUUCAAGCAUCGGCCUGAGGUGGACCCCGCUAAACUCUUCCACCAUUAUUGGGUACCGCAUCACAGUAGUUGCGGCAGGAGAAGGUAUCCCUAUUUUUGAAGAUUUUGUGGACUCCUCAGUAGGAUACUACACAGUCACAGGGCUGGAGCCGGGCAUUGACUAUGAUAUCAGCGUUAUCACUCUCAUUAAUGGCGGAGAGAGUGCCCCUACUACACUGACACAGCAAACGGCUGUCCCUCCUCCCACUGAUCUGCGAUUCACCAACAUUGGUCCAGACACUAUGCGGAUCACCUGGGCCCCACCCCCAUCCAUUGAUUUGACCAACUUCCUGGUGCGCUACUCGCCUGUGAAAAAUGAGGAAGAUGUUGCGGAGUUGUCAAUUUCUCCUUCGGACAAUGCGGUGGUCUUAACAAAUCUCCUGCCUGGUACAGAAUAUUUGAUCAGUGUCUCCAGUGUCUAUGAACAACACGAGAGCAUUCCUCUUAGAGGAAGACAGAAAACAGGUCUUGAUUCCCCAACUGGCAUUGACUUUUCUGAUAUCACUCCCAACUCUUUCACUGUCCACUGGAUGGCUCCUCGCGCCACCAUCUCUGGCUACGAGAUCCGCCAUCAUCCUGAGCACCUUAGUGGAAGACCUCGAAAAGAUCGAGUGCCCCCCUCCCGGAAUUCCAUCACCCUCACCAACCUCAUUCCAGGCACAGAGUAUGUGGUCAGCAUCGUUGCUCUUAAUGGCAGAGAGGAGAGUCCCCCCUUGGUUGGCCAACAGUCAACAGUUUCUGAUGUUCCAAGGGACCUGGAAGUGGUUGCCGCGACCCCCACCAGCCUACUAAUCAGCUGGGAUGCCCCUGCUGUCACCGUGAGAUAUUACAGGAUCACCUAUGGGGAAACAGGAGGAAAUAGCCCUGUCCAGGAGUUCACUGUGCCUGGGAGCAAGUCUACAGCUACCAUCUCCGGCCUUAAACCUGGAGUAGAUUAUACCAUCACUGUGUAUGCUGUCACUGGCCGUGGGGACAGCCCAGCGAGCAGCAAGCCAAUUUCCAUUGAUUACCGAACAGAAAUUGACAAACCAUCCCAGAUGCAAGUGACUGAUGUUCAGGACAACAGCAUUAGUGUCAGAUGGCUGCCUUCAAGCUCCCCUGUUACCGGUUACAGAGUGACCACCACUCCCAAAAAUGGCCCAGGACCAUCAAAAACUAAAACUGCAGGUCCAGAUCAAACAGAAAUGACCAUCGAAGGCUUGCAGCCCACAGUGGAGUAUGUGGUCAGUGUCUAUGCUCAGAAUCGAAAUGGAGAGAGUCAGCCUCUGGUUCAGACUGCAGUAACUAACAUUGAUCGCCCUAAAGGACUGGCAUUCACUGAUGUGGAUGUCGAUUCCAUCAAAAUUGCUUGGGAAAGCCCACAGGGGCAAGUUUCCAGGUACAGGGUGACCUACUCAAGCCCUGAGGAUGGAAUCCAUGAGCUAUUCCCUGCACCUGAUGGUGAAGAAGACACUGCAGAGCUGCAAGGCCUCAGGCCGGGUUCUGAGUACACAGUCAGUGUGGUUGCCUUGCACGAUGAUAUGGAGAGCCAGCCCCUGAUUGGAACCCAGUCCACAGCUAUUCCUGCACCAACCAACCUGAAGUUCACUCAGGUUACACCAACAAGCCUGAGCGCCCAGUGGACACCACCCAAUGUUCAGCUCACCGGAUAUCGAGUACGGGUGACCCCCAAGGAGAAGACUGGACCAAUGAAAGAAAUCAACCUUGCUCCCGACAGCUCAUCUGUGGUUGUAUCAGGACUCAUGGUGGCCACCAAAUAUGAAGUGAGUAUCUAUGCUCUUAAGGACACUUUGACAAGCAGACCAGCUCAGGGAGUUGUCACCACUCUGGAGAACGUCAGCCCUCCAAGAAGGGCCCGUGUGACAGAUGCUACUGAGACCACCAUCACCAUUAGCUGGCGAACCAAGACUGAGACGAUCACUGGCUUCCAAGUUGAUGCCAUACCAGCCAAUGGCCAGCCUCCAAUCCAGAGAACCAUCAAGCCAGAUGUCAGAAGCUACACCAUCACAGGUUUGCAGCCAGGCACCGACUACAAGAUCUAUCUGUACACCCUGAAUGACAAUGCCCGGAGCUCCCCGGUGGUCAUCGACGCCUCCACUGCCAUUGAUGCACCAUCCAACCUGCGUUUCCUGGCCACCACACCCAACUCCUUGCUGGUAUCAUGGCAGCCACCCCGAGCCAAGAUUACUGGCUACAUCAUCAAGUCUGAGAAGCCUGGGUCCCCUCCCAGAGAAGUGGUCCCUCGGCCCCGCCCUGGUGUCACAGAGGCGACUAUUACUGGCUUGGAACCAGGAACCGAGUACACAAUCUACAUCAUUGCCCUGAAAAAUAAUCAGAAGAGUGAGCCUCUGAUCGGGAGGAAAAAGACAGAUGAGCUUCCCCAACUGGUAACCCUUCCACACCCCAAUCUUCACGGACCAGAGAUCUUGGAUGUUCCUUCCACAGUUCAAAAGACCCCUUUCAUCACCAACCCUGGGUAUGACACUGGAAACGGUAUUCAGCUUCCUGGCACUUCCGGUCAGCAACCCAGUGUUGGGCAACAAAUGAUCUUUGAGGAACAUGGUUUUAGGCGGACCACACCACCCACAACGGCCACCCCCGUAAGGCAUAGGCCAAGACCAUACCCGCCGAAUGUAGAUGAGGAGAUCCAAAUUGGCCACGUCCCCAGGGGAGAUGUAGACCAUCACCUCUACCCUCACGUUCUGGGACUCAAUCCAAAUGCCUCUACAGGACAAGAAGCUCUCUCUCAGACAACCAUCUCUUGGACCCCAUUCCAAGAAAGUUCUGAGUACAUCAUUUCAUGUCAUCCUGUUGGCAUUGAUGAAGAACCCUUACAGUUCCGAGUUCCUGGAACUUCUACCAGUGCCACUCUGACAGGCCUUACCAGAGGGGCCACCUACAACAUCAUAGUGGAGGCGCUAAAAGACCAAAAGAGGCACAAGGUUCGGGAGGAGGUUGUUACCGUGGGUAACUCUGUCAAUGAAGGCCUGAACCAACCUACGGAUGACUCCUGCUUCGACCCCUACACUGUUUCCCACUAUGCCAUUGGAGAGGAGUGGGAGCGAUUGUCUGAAUCUGGCUUUAAACUCUCGUGCCAGUGCUUAGGCUUUGGAAGUGGUCAUUUCAGAUGUGACUCAUCUAAAUGGUGCCAUGACAAUGGCGUGAACUACAAGAUUGGAGAGAAGUGGGAUCGGCAGGGAGAAAAUGGCCAGAUGAUGAGCUGCACGUGUCUUGGGAACGGAAAAGGAGAAUUCAAGUGUGAUCCUCAUGAGGCAACCUGUUACGAUGAUGGGAAGACAUACCAUGUAGGAGAACAGUGGCAGAAGGAGUAUCUCGGUGCCAUUUGCUCCUGCACGUGCUUCGGAGGCCAGCGGGGCUGGCGCUGCGACAACUGCCGCAGACCUGGGGCCGAACCCGAAGGCUCCACUGGACACUCCUACAACCAGUAUUCUCAGAGAUACCAUCAGAGAACAAACACUAAUGUUAAUUGUCCAAUCGAGUGCUUCAUGCCUUUAGAUGUACAGGCUGACAGAGACGAUUCCAGAGAGUAAAUAUUUCCAACCCAGAGAAGCAAGCAUGUCUCUCCGCCAAAGUCCAUCCAGACUGGAGUGAUGUUAGCAGACCCAUCUUGAAGAGCUUGUUUCUUUCUUAAGCCCUUUGCUCUGGAGUAAGUUCUCCAGCUUCAGCUCAACUCACAGCUUCUCAAGCAUCACCCUGGGAGUGUUCUGAGACUCUUCUCAUAAAUGAAGGCAUUAUGUUGCCUGUUCUGCUUCAAAGUAGUCAAUACCGCUCAGUAUUUUAAAUGAAAUGAUUCUAACUUGUGAUUUGGUUUGGGAUCAAUAAGGAAGCAUAUGCAGCCAACCAGGAUGCAAAAUGUAUUGAAAUGACAUGACCAAAAUUUUAAGUAGGAAAGUUACCCAAACACUUCUGCUUUCACUUAACUGCCUGGCCCACAAUACUGUAGGAACGGCAUGUCCUUGUUACUGUGAUAUUUAAAAUAUCUACAGUACUCACUUUUUCCAAAUGAUUCUAGUAAUUGCCUAGAGAUAUCUUUCUCUUAUCUGUUAUUUAUCAAUUUUUCCCAGUAUUUUUAUAUGGAAAAAAUUGUAUUGAAGACACUUAGUAUGCAGUUGAUAAGAGGAAUUUGGUAUAAUUGUGGUUGGUGAUUAUUUUUUAUACUGUAUGUGCCAAAGCUUUACUACUGUGGAAAGACAACUGUUUUAAUAAAAGAUUUACAUUCCACAA
Propithecus coquereli (Coquerel's sifaka) is the source of this 8114-nucleotide messenger RNA. RefSeq names its product fibronectin 1 (gene FN1). The coding region runs from base 368 to 7420 and encodes 2350 amino acids. The transcript has 44 exons. The record is from RefSeq and is a predicted model, not a curated record. Gene Ontology annotation, biological process: nervous system development; cell-substrate junction assembly; heart development. NCBI's taxonomy places the organism in Eukaryota, Metazoa, Chordata, Mammalia, Primates, Indriidae. Gene Ontology annotation, molecular function: integrin binding; proteoglycan binding. Gene Ontology annotation, cellular component: extracellular region.